Molecule: messenger RNA, 1044 nt
Organism: Trichomonas vaginalis G3
Lineage: Eukaryota; Parabasalia; Trichomonadida; Trichomonadidae
Product: proteasome regulatory particle assembly
Exons: 1
Coding region: 1-1044 (347 amino acids)
Molecular function (GO): protein binding
Source: RefSeq, a predicted model, not a curated record
AUGGUUAAGGACAUUUUAAAUAUAAUCCCGUAUAAUAAUCGCUAUAAAAGGUCAUAUUUAUUUCUUGCCAAACUCAUUUGUGAUGAUUAUCAAGUGGAAAAGGUCAUUGGUGUGGAAAAUAUUUCCACAUACCUGUUUUAUAAAGGAUAUGGAAUUAAAUUAGACAAAUCUGCUGAUAUGGGAAUAGAAAAAUUAGUAAGACAUGAUAUUCAUACAGAAAAUACAAUUUACAGAGCAAUUAUGUAUAAUGACUUAGAAAGAUUCAUCCAAUUCACGGAAAGAAAAGAAUUUUUCGAAGAUCAAAAAUUUUAUAGUUUAUUAUAUCCAUCAAAUCUCGAAGGAUAUUCUUUACUUGAAUUAUGUUGUUACCAUGGAGCAAUUGAUUGUUUCAAGUUAUUAAGGACAAAAUUUCAAUCAGAAAUAACUAAGCUAUGUCUUGAAUUAUCAUUUUUAGGAGGAAAUCAAGAGAUCAUGAGUGAAUGUCUGAAAUAUCAGAAACCAGAUGAAAAAUGCAUGGAAUAUGCAAUUAUUUCACACAACAUUGAUUUUGUUACAUUCUUGAUGAAUGAAUACAAUAUAGAGAUCGAUCUAUAUUAUUGUGGAAAAUAUAAUAAUCUUGAUGCAGUGUUAGUUUAUUUCGAUCAAACUAAUAAUAUUAACAAAUGCUUUAUGUACUCAGGGAUGUUUAAUAUUCCAUCCCUUUCCGAAUAUUUUCUUUCACUUGGUGCAAAUAUUAACGAAAAACAUAAAGAUGGACUCACAGCUCUUCAUUAUGCUGCAAUUAAAAAUAGUGAAGAAACAGUUAAAUUUCUUGUUUCACAUGGUAUAAAUAUCAAUGAAAAAAAUAAAUGUGGAGAAACAGCUCUUCAUUAUGCAGCACAAUAUAAUAAUAAAGAGAUUGCCAAACUUCUUAUUUCACAUGGUGCAAAUAUCAAUGAAAAGGAUAAAGACGGAAAAACCGCCCUUCGUUAUGCAUUAGAAAAUAAUAGUAAAGAAACAGCAGAACUUCUUAUUUCACAUGACGGAAGGAUAUUAUCAAAAUAA